Molecule: messenger RNA, 234 nt
Organism: Histoplasma mississippiense
Lineage: Eukaryota; Fungi; Ascomycota; Eurotiomycetes; Onygenales; Ajellomycetaceae
Exons: 1
Coding region: 1-234 (77 amino acids)
Source: RefSeq, a predicted model, not a curated record
AUGCUGAUCACACGAGGCUUUUCCCUAACCAACUUCAUCAUCGGGUCCUCCGCCCUCUGUUUCCAAGUCUUCAUCCUUUACCCCUGGCACAACAAACUCGAAAAGGACUUCGAGGAGAUGAGAGAUGCCCACAUCUCCUUAAUGAAACAGAGUGAGAAAAACCGCACCGAGGAACUAAGGGCCAUCCACGAGCGACUGCAGAACAUUAAACAGCCCCGCGGGUGGCUCUGGUAA